CUUCGCCGAUAAGCAAACAAACAAACACUAAUGUCUCAAGUGAAAGAUCCGGCGAUUAAGCUUUUCGGCAAGACCAUUCAGUUGCUUCAUCCUCAUCCUCAUCAUCUUCUUGAUAAACCUAAUCAACAACAAAAGGAUUGUUCCCAACACAUCAAGGAAACAUUGGACAAAGAACAUGCCACAACUCAAACAGAAGACACUUGUUCCCAUCCAAGUGCAGAGGAGUUGAUAGAUCCAUCAACAUCGUCAGGAAUCAAUGAUGAUCCUAAAACACCCACUGCUGACAAAGAAACUUCAUCCAAGAGCACUCCCAAAAAGGAAAAUCCUACUGGGAAUUCAAACUCAGAAGAAAAACCUAAAAAACCAGACAAGAUUCUGCCAUGUCCUAGGUGCAACAGCAUGGAUACCAAGUUCUGUUACUACAAUAAUUACAACGUUAACCAACCCCGCCAUUUCUGCAACAACUGCCAGAGAUAUUGGACCGCCGGAGGAACCAUGAGAAACACACCUGUUGGGUCUGGGAGAAGAAAGAACAAAAGCUCAUCUUCGGCUUCUUACUACCGCCACCUCAUUGUUUCUGAAGCUCUCCAGAAAACUAAUGGCAGUGUUCUUAACUUUGGAUCUGAUGUUCCUCUAUGUGAAUCCAUGAAUUCAGCUCUCAACUUUUCUGACAAAUCCCAGAAAUCUGAAGAUGAUCAAUCAGCAUUUUGCUCCAGUUCUGCUUCAAAUUCAGCAGAAAAAGGACCGAAUAGAAGCGUUAAGAAUUUCCAAGGAUACCCUCUUCAAAUACCAUGUUUUCCUGCCCCUCCUUGGCCUUAUCCAUGGAAUUCUGCUCAAUUUAGGCCACCUCUGGUGCCGCCUACCAAUCUUGGUCCUCCAGGCUUUCCAGUAUCCUAUUAUCCAACACUGCAAUACUGGGGUUGUACUGUAGAACCAAGCCCAUGGAGUAUGCCAUGGGUAACCCCUCCUCCUGACCAAAUUGCCCCUACUUCUCCAUUGGGAAAGCAUUCUAGAGAUGGGAAUUUGCUAUCUCCACCUUCAAAUUCAGGAAAUGAAGAUUUGUCAAGAGAUAACGAUUCUGAGAAUGGCAUUCUGAUCCCCAAGACUCUGCGAAUAAACGAUCCAAAUGAGGCUGCAAAAAGCUCUUUAUGGUCAACUUUAAAGGAUGAAAACGGUAGCAAUUCAAUCAAUGGGGGAAAUCUCUACAAGGCCUUCAAGUCCAAAGGUGAUGACAAGAAUGAAGUUGCUGAUAGUUCUUUGGUCAAUCUGCAAUCCAACCCUGCAGCCUUAUCAAGAUCACUUAACUUCCGCGAGACUUCAUAGUUAUUAGACGGAUCAAACACAUUUUGCUACUUUCUUUGCAGGUAUUUAAACGCCGAAAUUCAAGAGCGAAAAGCGCUAAGUUUUGAAGAAGCUUAGAGACCAUAGAGGGUUGGAUUUGGCUUUGGCUUGUGUUGACUAUGGGGUUGUAAAGUCUGCAGGUUUUAUUAUACAUGACUAUAAACAAAAUAAAUGAGUUUAACAAAGGGGAAUGAGAUAGAGAAGGAUAGAUUCUUGAAUGUGCCAAAGUGCAUGGUGAUGAUGAUGAUGAAUAACAAGUGAAUCCAAUUCAAGAAUUUUUCACACUUCUUUUUCUGCUUUUAGUGCUUUAUAUGUCUUGAACUUUUAUAAAAAGCCUAUACAACUUGCACCAGAAAGCAAU
Molecule: messenger RNA, 1702 nt
Organism: Cynara cardunculus var. scolymus (artichoke)
Lineage: Eukaryota; Viridiplantae; Streptophyta; Magnoliopsida; Asterales; Asteraceae
Product: cyclic dof factor 1
Exons: 2
Coding region: 31-1323 (430 amino acids)
Biological process (GO): regulation of DNA-templated transcription
Molecular function (GO): DNA-binding transcription factor activity; DNA binding
Source: RefSeq, a predicted model, not a curated record